This is a messenger RNA of Pantherophis guttatus, 3180 nucleotides long. RefSeq names its product ferrochelatase (gene FECH). Gene Ontology annotation, biological process: heme biosynthetic process. NCBI's taxonomy places the organism in Eukaryota, Metazoa, Chordata, Lepidosauria, Squamata, Colubridae. Gene Ontology annotation, molecular function: protoporphyrin ferrochelatase activity. The record is from RefSeq and is a predicted model, not a curated record. Gene Ontology annotation, cellular component: mitochondrion.
ACAUGCCUGGCAGAGCCUAAGAGACUUGGGAGAAGGGAUGCAACAAGAGCAAUCCGGUUCCCUUUGGAAAGACUUGCUGUGCCUUGCGGCUGCCGUACAGGAGGGGAAUCUAUUGAGCUUACACAAAUAUGGCUGCUGCCUUCCAAGCUGCGAGUCGAGCCUUGCAUCCAUGUAAUUGCAAAAAGGAAUAGCUGGAAUCAGACAAGAGUCCAGUUGCAUUGGAGAUGGCAGUCAACAGCCGCUGUACAAAAAGCAAAGCCACAGAUUCAACCUGAAAAGAGGAAACCUAAAACAGGGAUCUUAAUGUUAAAUAUGGGGGGCCCAGAGACCCUAGAAGAUGUCCAUGGGUUCCUGCAAAGGCUUUUUCUUGAUAGAGAUCUAAUGACACUUCCAGUGCAAAAUAAAUUAGGACCUUUUAUUGCAAAGCGACGUACUCCAAAAAUCCAAGAGCAAUACAGGCGGAUCGGGGGUGGAUCACCUAUUAAGAAAUGGACUGAGACCCAAGGGGAAGGCAUGGUGAAGUUGCUGAAUGAAAUGUCUCCGGAGUCUGCUCCACACAAGUAUUAUAUCGGCUUUCGCUACGUCCAUCCUCUGACGGAAGAAGCGAUCGAAGAGAUGGAAAGAGAUGGUAUUGAAAGAGCCAUUGCUUUCACGCAGUAUCCACAGUAUAGCUGCUCCACCACAGGAAGCAGUUUGAAUGCAAUAUAUCGCUACUAUCACCAAAAAGGAGAAAAACCAAAGAUGAAGUGGAGUACGAUUGACAGGUGGCCAACGCAUCCUCUCCUCAUUCAGUGUUUUGCAGACCACAUAAAGAAAGAACUAGACUUAUUUCCACCGGAUAAGAGAAAAGAGGCGGUGAUCCUUUUCUCUGCCCAUUCUCUACCAAUGUCAGUAGUUAAUCGUGGUGACCCAUAUCCACAAGAAGUGGGAGCUACUGUUCAAAAGGUGAUGGAGAAACUCGGCCAUUGUAAUCCAUAUAGGCUUGUGUGGCAGUCCAAGGUCGGCCCGAUGGCUUGGUUGGGUCCUCAGACAGAUGACACUAUAAAGGGACUUUGCCAGAGGGGAAAGAAGAACAUUUUGUUAGUUCCAAUUGCAUUCACCAGCGAUCACAUUGAAACACUCUAUGAGCUUGACAUUGAAUAUGCACAGGUCUUAGCAAAUGAGUGUGGAGUUGAAAAUAUCAGAAGAGCAGAAUCCUUGAAUGGAAAUCCAUUGUUCGCCAAGGCUCUGGCAGAUUUGGUCUGCUCACACCUCAAGUCGAACGAACUGUGCUCCAAGCAGUUAACACUGAGUUGCCCGCUUUGUGUGAAUCCCACUUGCCGAAAGACCAAAUCCUUCUUCACUAGUCAGACAUUGUGAAAAUGUACACUGGCAGUCGGUUCAUUGGCAGGAAGUAGACAAUACAGAUUCUGUGAAACGUGCCCAUUUAUUCUGCCUUCUUUUGCCCCUCUCAGGUUUGCGUUUUGCUCUCCAAAUGAGAUUCGCACAGGCGUGGAAGAGAUACCGUUGAAAUCUUUUCCCACAGCUUUGGUUUUCUCUUAAGGAAUUUUGCAUUGGAAGGAAGACCACAUUUUAAGGGCUUCAUCCUCUGAGUUGCUGAAAAUCCACAUUUUAUAAAAUUAAACAGAAUGCAUGAGGUUCUUCGUAUUCAAUGGCCUCUGAAGGAGAGCAAAAUUUUGGUUGCUUGCACAGGUUCUCUAGCCUUGCUCUGCCAGAGUGAUGCUGAAGAAAAUCUGUUCACUUUGCAGGAAUUAACCCUUCCUCAAAAUGGUGAAGCUUGGUUCUAAAAGAACUGUGCCCAAGGUUUUGAAUCUAAGAUGCAGGUCGAGUGUCUUUGCAGAAAACCUUUCGUAAAAAUACCGUGUUUCCCUGAAAAUAAGAUCCUGUCUUAUAUUUUUUUUGAAUCCUGAAAUAAGCGCUUGGCCUUAUUGCCAUGCGCUCAAAAGCCCGAUUGGACUUAUUAUCAGGAGAUGUCUUAUUUUGGGGGAAACAGAAUACUUGUCAUAAAAAUAUUUAAGUUAAACCUUCCUGGUAAAAUUCUACCAUUUUGGUGGGUGGGUGUGAUUUUUCUUUUAAGGCAAACACACAGUAGAUCUGGCAUUAGAGCUUUGUAACUAAUAACAGUCUGAUGAUGAAACUACUUUAGUUUUCCAAUAAUUUCAACUGACAUCUAGUGUGUAGAUAAAUAAUUUGGUUUUUAUUUUUAAAGAAUAGUAGGUAUAUAUUUUUUAAUUUGAUAUUUCUUUUUGUACGCGAUCACCAUUUCCUAUUUCCACCAUGCAGAACUGAAGCAGUCUCCCAAUUGUGUUUGCAAAGUUGUGUUUCCUAAGGCAUUGCUAUAUUAGUCUUUUGUCAUGAAAAUAGCAGGAGGUCUUGCAUUAGCUCAGUGUUUCUCAAUCUGAACAAUACUGAGAGGGGUGGACUUCAACUCCCAGAAUUCCCCAGCCAGCAUGCAUCCAUUUUAGGUUCAGUUUGAGAAACAUUGCAUUAGCUUAAAGACCAACAAACUAUGUUUAACUGUCAACGGUAUGAGCAGCACACGAUCACACUACUAAAAGUGGCACUGAAAAGUUUGUGAACCCGUUUGACUUCUCAAUAUGUCUGCAUAAAUAUGAUCUAAAAUCAUAAAUAUGAUCCCUUCCUACAUCCUCCAGAAGUGCCUAAUAUCUCAUCAGCCUUGUAUCAGGAAAGCUGGCAAGGCUUUAAAUAGCGGUAGGUAUGGAAAAUUGGCGGCUGGCAAGCCUUUGGCAGUGAUUUUAGUCGUAGAAGUUUUGGAUUAUCUAGCUGCUUUAGAACGCAAACUCUUUUCCUUGGAGGACUGAAUAGACCAAACUGGGCAAUUGCUCUAUCUUUGAUUGCGUGAUGACGUUCCUUCUUUGGUAAGGCUCAUGGGGUGGCAUUGGCAAUACACAUCAAUCCAAACCAAACCAGGUCUGUUUGGGGGUUUUAAGCUCCCCACUUUAACGACACAGACCUCUGGAUUGUAGAUACCUGCAAAGCACAGGUAAUCCUGUUUGUAUCCUAGUCAAAUUAUAUCAUGCGAAUACAGCCAUUCUUGCAGGAAGUGUUUAAGGGUAACUCUUCACUUCAUUAGAAUGUAAUUCAUGAAAGUUUACGUGAUAACGUUUGUUAGUCUUUCAGGCGUCAUGAGAUUAAAGUUAUUUUUCUGAAAAAUUUAAA